UGUCUACACACUUCGAUGGGCGCCAACCACUUUCUCCAUUCCCUUCUCUCUAUAAAAAGCAAAUUUCCCACUCGUCCAUCUCCUCCUAUCUCUCUCCCCCUCUAGAGCGCUUGAGUUCAAGAAACUUCUACACGACCACGAAAAUGGCGACAUCAGAGAAACCAGUCAUGGUAAUCGGAGUAGACGACAGUGAGGAAAGCACGUAUGCCCUAGAAUGGGCUCUCGAUCAUUUCUUCGCUCCCUACGCUCCCAAUUUCAACUUCGACCUCGUCGUCGUUCACUCUAAACCUUCUCCCAUUUCCGUCGUCGGAAUUGCUGGCCCUGGUAGUGGCCAAGCCCUGCCGUACAUUGAAUCGGAUCUCAAGAAGAUUGCUGCUAGGGUUAUAGAACAGGCUAAGGAGAUGUGCAUCAGUAAAUCGGCCCAUGGGGCAAGAUUGGAAGUUGUGGAAGGCGAUGCUAGGAAUGUUCUAUGUGAUGCUGUAGAGAAACACCAUGCGUCCCUGUUGGUCGUGGGUAGUCAUGGUUACGGCGCCAUUAAAAGGGCCGUUUUGGGCAGCGUCAGUGACUAUUGUGCUCAUCAUGCUCACUGCAAUGUUAUGAUUGUAAAGAAGCCUAAGACCAAGCACUGAGCUACUUUCGAUUGUCUCUCGACUAAGCGAGCAAAUUCAGUUGUUCAACAAGAAAAUUUCCAGGAGUAUUGUAUCUAUCUGUAUUGGUAAUAAUCGAUUUGGAUUGUUGGAAAGUAUGUACUUUUUAUGCAAUUGCGUUUGCAUAUUCUAGCAGCUUGAACCUAAUUAUCCUUGACAAUGCCAAAAAUAUUGCUUCACUCA
Molecule: messenger RNA, 830 nt
Organism: Rhododendron vialii
Lineage: Eukaryota; Viridiplantae; Streptophyta; Magnoliopsida; Ericales; Ericaceae
Product: universal stress protein PHOS34
Exons: 4
Coding region: 144-629 (161 amino acids)
Source: RefSeq, a predicted model, not a curated record